UUCAGCUACUUGAUUUUCGGGGGUCAGCAGUCAAAUGUACGGUCUGCAAAUCAUUGUGUGCGUCCACAGGCCCUGAUUGUUGUACACUGAGCACAUAUGGGUUACGACAGGGCAUGUUGACAUAUUGGAGGGACAACCCCCUUUUCCACGUGGUUAGUCUCGUCGUCGGACUUGUAAAGACCUGUCCAUUGCUCUUGAACUCUGACCCUUGGAGUUGAUACGGGUAGAUUUUAACUUGUACAUUCAAGGAUCGAUAGCAAGGAUGUCUGACACUUCGUCGGCGCUGACGGAAAUAUUCGAGGGUCACGUGGGGUUAAUCGGUGCGAGUGCACUAACGGUUGUUGGAUUAGCGGCAGCAAGCUACUACAUGACGUCACGGCCCCCGCAGGUGGUCCCCCCAGUGGACCUCAGUGACCAGUCGGUGGAGCUCCAGGAUGGAAGUCGGAUGACCGCCUACCCGAAGGCCAGGGGUCAGUUGAUGCACUACCUGUACAAGGACGCACAGACCCUGUAUGAAGUCUUUCAGAGGGGCAUACGCCAGUCUAACAAUGGCCCCUGCCUUGGAGCUAGGACCGGCCCCAACAAGGAAUUUGAGUGGCUAUCUUACAACGAGGUAUACGAGAAAGCCCGUGCCUUUGGAUCAGGUCUUCUUCACAAGGGAGUGAAGCCAGGGAAAGACUCUUUCAUCGGAAUAUACAGCAAGAACAAGAUUGAAUGGACAGUGGCUGAGCAAGCCAACAACAUGUUCUCCAUGGUAACCGUGCCCUUGUACGACACCCUAGGGAUCCAGGCCUGCAUCUACAUCAUCAAUCAGACCGAGCUGAGCACCUUGGUGUGUGACAGCCCUGACAAGGCUCAGCUCAUACUGGACCAGGCACAACAUCUGCCCUCGCUCAGAAGGAUCGUCAUGAUAGAGGCGAUCUCCCAACAGAACCAAGACACUGCCAGCAAACACAACAUCGAUAUGGUCCUGUUCGGUGACAUAGAGAAACUUGGACGUGAGAAUCCCAAAGACCUAGUACUUCCCACCCCGUCUGAUCUAGCCACCGUGUGUUACACCAGCGGCACCACAGGUGACCCUAAAGGGGUGAUGUUGUCCCACGCUAAUCUCAUCUCCAACAUUGGCGCUGUUAUGUUCCACAUAUUGGAUCACAUUGAUCUUGGCCCGAGUGACCGCCAUCUCUCCUACCUCCCACUUGCCCACAUGUUUGAAAGGGGCAUGCAGAUACUGAUGUUCACGGUGGGGGGACAGAUCGGCUUCUUCCAGGGGGACAUCAAGCUCCUCACCGAUGACAUGAAGACCCUCCAGCCGUCAUUCUUCCCCACGGUGCCCCGCCUCCUCAACAGGAUCUACGACAAGGUGAUGAACGGCGUCCGUGGCAGCUUCAUUAAGACGACGUUGUUGUCGUGGGCGAUCAACAGUAAGCUGGUGGAAGUGCGAGACUGUGUGAUCCGAAAGAACACAGUCUGGGACCGGCUGUUAUUCAAGAAGAUUCAGAAAACGCUAGGGGGCAAGAUCAGGCUCAUCAUCUCGGGGUCCGCCCCUCUCUCACCCCCGGUCUUGGACUUCCUUAGGGCAUCAAUGGGAUGCAUGGUGCUGGAGGGGUAUGGCCAGACGGAAUCAACAGCUGGCAUCAGCUUCAAUAUCCCAGGAGAAAGCUCUGCAGGUCACUGUGGACCGCCUCUGGCGUGCAACUACGUCAAGCUGGUGGAUGUUCCCGAAAUGGACUACUUCGCCAAAGACCUCAAAGGAGAAGUCUGCAUCAAAGGUCCCAAUGUGUUCAUUGGCUACUACAAGAACCCAGAGAAGACAGCUGAAGCUAUAGACAGUGAUGGCUGGCUACAUACCGGCGAUGUCGGGGAAUGGCUGCAGGAAGGAACUCUGCGGAUCAUAGACAGGAAGAAGAACAUUUUUAAACUUUCCCAGGGCGAGUACAUUGCCAGUGAGAAGAUCGAGAACGUGUACAUGAGGAGCCAGUUUGUGGCGCAGUGUUUCGUGGAAGGGUACAGCACACAGUCCUGUGUGAUGGGCGUGGUCACUCUCGAGGAAGAAUACAUCACCAAGUGGGCGAGUAAGCACAGCGUCAGCAAGACACCAGCUGAACUAGCUACAGACAAGGACUUGAAGGCCGCUGUCCUGGCUGACAUGCUGUCCGUGGGCAAGACCGGUGGUCUAAAGAGCUUUGAACAAGUGAAAGACAUCUUUAUUUUCCCUGAACUCUUCACGGUGGAGAACGGGUUCAUCACCCCCAGCUUCAAGACAAAACGCCCAGCUCUGCGGAAAGCUUUCAAGAAGGAGGUAGAGGCAAUGUACGCCAGGCAGUGACCAUUUGCCAGCUCGGCAGAAACACAUAAUACUCAGUGAGGGCCCUUACUGGUCUAAAAUUGGCCCUAACCAGGUAUCAGAGGGAGAAAUUCAAAAGAUCAAUACAGGCUUAACAAUUCAAUUCUGUAAGUUUUGAGACACUCCCCAUCCUCAGAAACUAACAUAAUAGUGCAAAUGUUGAUAUCCUCAAAUAUGUUUGUCUUGCGAAUCCUACUUUUUAGAGUGAAAAAUUAACGAUAAGAAUGGUUCAUCCUCUGUAGAAUUGUUCUUGUAGGACAGGAAACCCGCUAUUCUACUUUUUGGAUGAAAUAGAAUCUUAAAGAAAAUAACCUUUAAUUUCAGCCGAAAUUCCCAGUAAAUGUUGAACAAAUAUAGUGAUGAGGUGAGUAGUUGCGUUUCCAUGGAAACGUACCCAGACUAUAACCAUAAUUAUCAUGCAUGUUACUAAACUGAUCACCCCUCUGAUGUUGUAUAGAGCAUGGACGCUGGCACGUGCUGGUUGUACAGCGCAUGGAGUCUUAAAUUCUGUUAAAUUAGAUUGUUUAGCUUAUCUAGAUCUGCACAAAAAGUAAAUGUUUCAAUACCUUCCUCAGCCCCAGACGAAUUCUGCAAAUCAUUAUUUUCAAGCUUUUCUAUCGAAUUGUGCUCUCGAUAACAUGUGAUUAACACAUGACAAUAUGAAUCAUGCAAUAAAGUGAUAAAGUGAAGUUUGAAAUAUAAAAUUCUCACUUUUAAACGUUCUUUGUAGUAAUAAUAUUACAUAAACUAUGUUUACCUCUAACCAUUAAUACAUACCAGUGACACUAAGCAUAAGUCUUAUCCAAUGGCAACUGUUUAUAAUGACAGUAUGUGGAAUUAGUUCUUGGUCGCAAAAUGAGUUUGUAAUAAUAUUUUGUUAGAUAUUUGUGAUUUUAGCAGCAGAUGUUUGGUAAUUUAACCGAAAAAUGUUGAUAAUUGUAUCGCAGGAUUCGCCCAGGACUGCAUACUAUAGGUAUGUAUACACGGGUAGUUUGAGAAAAGUGGGUUAAUAUUUUGUUUGAAAAAGAAACUGAGUGAAUUUUCACUUAUUUCACAUUUAAGCAUGCUCAUUGAGGCAAUAUUAUUACACAAUUUAUACAUGUUUCGUUAUAAUCGGUUUCUGUGCAUGUGUGUGUGUGUGUUUUUCAGUAUGUUUAUCGACUGCUCUAUGAGGAUAACACUGUAUAAUGUAUGUGUUGAACAUAAGCGGCGGUAUCAAAGUGUGCAGGUUUCAUGAUAACAACGCUUGUUAUAAUAUCAGGUGUACAUAAAUAUAUUGCAAGGUAGCGGAAACUGGAUUUUCAUAGUCAGUUAACUCCCUUGCCUCGGGAGUACAUUUGUACAAUGUUUUAUAUAUAUUGAUAAAAACCAUGUCCAAAUUUGUAUAAUUCUCUGUGUACAAUAUGCAAUAAAACAAGCUCUCUACGGAAAA
Haliotis rufescens (red abalone) is the source of this 3776-nucleotide messenger RNA. Its product is annotated as long-chain-fatty-acid--CoA ligase 5-like. Gene Ontology annotation, molecular function: long-chain fatty acid-CoA ligase activity. Bases 263 to 2326 code for a protein of 687 amino acids. Gene Ontology annotation, biological process: long-chain fatty acid metabolic process. The transcript is spliced from 22 exons. The record is from RefSeq and is a predicted model, not a curated record. Lineage: Eukaryota; Metazoa; Mollusca; Gastropoda; Lepetellida; Haliotidae. Gene Ontology annotation, cellular component: membrane; endoplasmic reticulum.